Fusarium redolens is the source of this 636-nucleotide messenger RNA. RefSeq lists its product as uncharacterized. Lineage: Eukaryota; Fungi; Ascomycota; Sordariomycetes; Hypocreales; Nectriaceae. Bases 1 to 636 code for a protein of 211 amino acids. The transcript has 3 exons. The record is from RefSeq and is a predicted model, not a curated record.
AUGCAAGUUAUAAACAGCAUCCAUCUUUUUUCAGCCAGCGAAAUAGCAGAAAUCUUCAAUGGAGUCAAAGCAGUGCCCGAGUUUAUUCAAACCCAGACCGAGUUGCGUCAGUUCCAGGUCCCACCACCAACUGAUCCAAUCCUAUUUAUCGCCCCGCCGAAACUCGACGGAUUACGUUGCGGUCAACGCAAUCAUGUAUAUCGACAAGUGCAGCAUAUGCUAAAGAAUUACAAGGAGGAGCACGGAUGGCAGAAUGAUUGGAAGAAAGGUGGUAAUGUGGUGAAGCGAGCCCAGGGGCGUCGGAAGUCACGAGUGGCUAGCAAGUGGUUUGAAGUUGGACGAGAGACCGCUGGGUUCGUGCAGCCAACUACUAACCCAAAUGCAAUCAUCAGCAUUCCAGAAAGGAUAAGCCAUCUUCAUCAGGAACAAGACGAACAUUUCAAGAUUGCAGCACAGAAGGCUCUCAAAGUUGCAGCUGAGAAGAAAGAGGUGAAUGCAUGGAUAGAGAGGACAGGGUGGGCGGAGCAUAUGGAAGGGUUGAAGCCGGGAGAAGUUCACAUCGCGGCAGCACCAAUUGGGGAAGACGAGCCCGUGUUGCAACUGAUUUGCGAUACUUUUGACCGGAUGGCUACCUAG